Fulmarus glacialis (Northern fulmar) is the source of this 681-nucleotide messenger RNA. Its product is annotated as heparan sulfate glucosamine 3-O-sulfotransferase 4. The transcript has a single exon. The coding region runs from base 1 to 681 and encodes 226 amino acids. The record is from RefSeq and is a predicted model, not a curated record. Lineage: Eukaryota; Metazoa; Chordata; Aves; Procellariiformes; Procellariidae. Gene Ontology annotation, molecular function: [heparan sulfate]-glucosamine 3-sulfotransferase activity.
AUGCCUGGCCCCUUGCUAACCACCCCUCCUCUGCUUCUGCACAGGAACGUGAUGCCCAAGACGCUGGACGGCCAGAUCACCAUGGAGAAGACCCCCAGCUACUUUGUGACCAAUGAGGCCCCCAGGCGCAUUCACUCCAUGGCCAAGGACACGAAGCUGAUCGUGGUGGUGAGGAACCCGGUCACCCGGGCCAUCUCGGACUACACGCAGACACUCUCCAAGAAGCCGGAGAUCCCCACCUUCGAGGUGCUGGCCUUCAAGAACCGGACCCUGGGGCUGAUUGACGCCUCCUGGAGCGCGAUCCGCAUCGGGAUCUACGCCCUGCACUUGGAGAACUGGCUCCAGUACUUCCCCCUCUCCCAAAUCCUUUUUGUCAGCGGCGAGAGGCUCAUCACUGACCCAGCCGGGGAAAUGGCCAAGGUACAGGACUUCUUAGGCCUCAAGAGGAUUGUGACAGAGAAACAUUUUUAUUUUAAUAAAACCAAGGGGUUCCCCUGUCUAAAGAAGCCAGAGGACAGCAGUGCUCCCCGGUGCUUGGGCAAGUCCAAGGGUCGAACUCACCCCAAAAUAGACCCGGACGUCAUCCACAGACUGAGGAAGUUUUACAAACCCUUCAAUGUCAUGUUUUACCAAAUGACGGGCCAAGAUUUCCAGUGGGAGCAGGAAGAAAGUGAUAAGUAG